Messenger RNA from Penicillium arizonense, 543 nucleotides. RefSeq lists its product as uncharacterized. The record is from RefSeq and is a predicted model, not a curated record. The transcript has a single exon. Bases 1 to 543 code for a protein of 180 amino acids. Lineage: Eukaryota; Fungi; Ascomycota; Eurotiomycetes; Eurotiales; Aspergillaceae.
AUGUCUGUGGAUCCACACAGUAUAUUAAACUGGAGACUGGUCCCUGGGAUCGUCGACUCAUACUUAAAGACUCCAGACCCUGUUCUGAUCUCUGAUCUCUGUGUUCUAUAUUUCCUACAAGGCCAGGCCUCCAUCCACAUUCGUUCAAGCAACUACUACCACUCCACCAACAUGUUGCCCUCCUCUCUCCGCCUGUGCUUCCUAGCCGCAACCCUCUUCCUCAUCAACAUGACAGCGGCCUUCCCCCUUAUCAGCCGCGAAGUCGAAUGGUCCUUCACGCUUUUCCCGACCUCCUCUUGCAACGGAACCGGCGACCCCCACGCCGGCUCCGGGAGUACAGGCUGUCGCGCAGACCUCAACAGCGUCGCCUCCGCCUACACCCUCCACUCCGUCGCCGAGGGCUGUCGCAUCGAAUUCUUCGAUAACACAAUGUGCGACGAGACCGAGCUCUCCGAUGUCGCUGGCCAGAUCACUUCCACCAACACCUGCCGGAUGGCCGGUCCCCGACGCCGGUACGGCUCCUACCAGGUGACCUGCGAGUGA